Pedinophyceae sp. YPF-701 is the source of this 2940-nucleotide messenger RNA. The record is from the annotation of a GenBank genome assembly. NCBI's taxonomy places the organism in Eukaryota, Viridiplantae, Chlorophyta, Pedinophyceae.
AUGCCGCAGGGGCCGGCCUCGGACCCUCUGCUGCGCAGUUUCCGCGACCUAGGGACGGUGUGCGACGAGACGCCGUUCGCGGUGCAGCGCCGCGGGAAGGAGACGUUCGUGACGGUCUCGACGGGGCGCGCGUGGCAGAUAUACGGCUGCUCCAAGAUGCGUCUGGCCAUGGCCGGCCCGCGGCUGCCUGCGCCCAUCGACGCGCUCGCUUGCCGCGGGGACCUGACCUUCGCGGCGGCGGGGGGGGACAUUCACGUGGCGCGCAGGAACACCGCCGUCGCCGUGCUCCGGCACCACGCGGGCCGCGUCGUGCAGCUCAUGACGCUCGGCGACCAGCUCCUGUCCCUCGCGGCCGACGGGGAGCUGGCCGUCUGGGCGGACGCGGAGUGGGACGCGCCGGAAACGACGCUCAGGAUGCCCGAGGGCUUCGUGCCGACGUGCAUGGUGCACCCUGACACGUACCUCAACAAGGUCCUCGUCGGGGCCCAGGACGGGCGGAUGCAGCUGUGGAACUUCGCGUCCGGGCGCAUGAUCUACGAGUUCGCGGGCUGGGGCUCCUGCGUGCGCUGCCUCGCGGCCUCCCCGGCGCUCGACCUGGUCGGCGUCGGCCUGUCCGACGGCCGCGCGGUGCUGCACAACAUCAAGUACGACGAGGAGAUCAUGGUGUUCCGCGGCGCCGCGGGGGCGGCCUCGGACGGCAGUGGGCUUGCCGUCAUGGGCCCUUCGGGCGAGAGGGCGCGGUCAGGCCCUUCCACGGGCGGCGCCGUGACCGCGCUGUCGUUCCGCACGGGCGCGAACGCCAACGUGCUCGCCGCCGGCGGCGAGGCGGGCGCGGUGUGCUUCUGGGACCUGGACUCGCGCAAAGUGCGCCACAUCCUCCGCGGCGCCCACCGCGCCCCCGUCACCGCGCUGCACUUCUUCACCGGCGAGCCCGUCGUCAUGUCGGCCGGCGCAGACAACGCCAUCCACCAGUGGGUCCUCGACAACGACGACGGCAGCGCCCGCCGCCUCCGCGGCAUCGCUGGCCACGCGGCGCCGCCGUCCCGCGUCGCGUACUGCACGGGCCCCGGCAUGGCGGGCCUGCGCGUCCUCUCCGGCGGCGACGACCGCUCCCUGCGCGUGUCCAGCACCGUCCAGGACCACCAGUCUCGGGAGCUGUCCCAGGGCAAGGUCGAGUCGCGCGCGAAACGGCUCAAGGUGGCCGCGGAGGACCUGAAGCUGACGCGCGUCGUUGCGAUGGACUCGUGCCACGUGCGGGAGCGCGACUGGGCGAGCGUCGUGACCGCGCACGAGGGCGACCCGAAGGCGUACACGUGGCGCUUGGCGGAGGCGCGGAUCGGCGAGUGGGCGCUGUUCCCGCCGCGGACGCCGGAGGACCCGACGCCGAACGCGCCGGCGACGGCGGUGGCCCUGUCGUGCUGCGGGAACUACGCGCUCGUCGGCAGUGCGGCGGGACGGCUGGACGUGUACAACAUGCAGUCCGGGAUCCACAGGGGGGUGUAUCAGCUGCCGGAGGGGGGGAGUGUUGGAAAGAGGGGCGCCGCAGGUGCGCGGGGCGGGCGGUUUGGUGGCGGUGCGGAGCGGAGGAUGGUGGAGGGCGCGGAGACGACGAACGCGCGCAACGCGCACGCGGCGGCGGUGGUGGGGUGCUCGAGCGAUCCGUACAACCGGCACGCGGUGUCGGCCGGGCGCGACGGCGUGCUGCGCGUGUGGGCGUUCAAGCGGCGGGCGCUGCUGCGCGAGGUUGCGUGCGGGUCGCCCGUCGUGCACAUGAAGCACCACCGGCCCAGCUCGCUGGUCGCGCUCGCGGGGGCGGACCUCGCGCUCCGCGUCGCCGACUUCGCGGCCGGAAAGAUCGUGCGGACGUUCAAAGGCCACGAGGACCGUAUCACGUGCCUCGAGAUCACCUCGGACGCGCGCUGGCUGCUGUCGGGCUCCAUGGACGGGACUGUGCGCGCGUGGGACGUACCGAGCGCCACGUGCCUGCAAGUCCUGCGCAUGGACAGCCCCGCGACGUCGAUGUCGUUCUCCGCCUCGCUCGACCUCCUCGCGACCACGCACGUGGGGUCCCGGGCGCUGCACCUGUGGUCGAAUCAGAUGCUCUUCGGCAACCCCGCCGCAAUCAAGCCGUCGACGACGCCCGUGGACCUGCGCAGCGACGCCGCGCGCGAGGACGAGGACGAGGAGGAGGAGGACGAGGGCGCGGGGAGCAGCGACGAGGAGGGGCCCGGCGGCCAGGAGGGGGAGUUGCCGCGGCCUGACAGAGAGGUGGAUGAGUCAGGGGCCCCGCGCGCGCUGGCGCCGCGUCUGGUGACGCUCGGCGGGCUGCCGCAGAGCCGGUGGCACGGCCUCGCGAACCUCGAGGAGAUCAAGCGGCGAAACAAGCCCAAGGAGCCGCCGAAGAAGCCCGCACAGGCUCCCUUUUUCCUCCCGACGCAAAAGACUCUCGAGGGCUCGUACCAGGUGGCCCUGGACGUCACGCCGGACGACGCCGACGCCGAGGACGAGCAAGGCGCGGCCAAGCUCGCGCGCGGGGGCGGCGAGGUGCUCCCGCGGCUGCUGCGCGAGGGGCAGCGGAGCGGGUCCUGGGCGGCGCUCGCGGCCCGCGCCCGCGAGAUGGGCCCGUCGCAGCUGGACGCCGAGCUCCGCGCGCUCGAGCCCCUCAACCCCGCGGAGCCCGAGGAGGGCGAGGUGGCGCUGAUCGCGAUGUUGCUUGAGUUUCUGGGCAGCGAGGUGGCGGCGGGUCGCAACUUCGAGCUGGCGAACGCGUGCUUGAAGGUGACGCUCGACGCGAUCGGGGAGGUGAUUGCGAGCCACGAGGAGCUGCGCGGGCGGUGCGAGGCGGUGCGGCGAGCGCUCGGGGAGGCCUGGGGCAGGACGCAGGGGCUGCUGUCGGAGGUGCAGGGGCUGGGGGCGUUCCUCGCGGGAGCGCAGGGGUGA